Trametes versicolor FP-101664 SS1 is the source of this 1526-nucleotide messenger RNA. RefSeq lists its product as uncharacterized. Bases 1 to 837 code for a protein of 278 amino acids. Gene Ontology annotation, molecular function: FMN binding. The record is from RefSeq and is a predicted model, not a curated record. The transcript is spliced from 10 exons. NCBI's taxonomy places the organism in Eukaryota, Fungi, Basidiomycota, Agaricomycetes, Polyporales, Polyporaceae.
AUGGCGCACUCUACAGCACCCGUCCCCCCAUUCGAGCGCGAGUCGAAGCCUAAGUACACAGAAAGCCCCAACCCGGGAUUCACGUACGGCCAGAAGGUCGGCGAAACGCCUGAAGCGAAGGCGUGGGUCGAAGGCGCGAAGGACGGCUGGAAGACCGUCGACGCUGCGACUGAAGAUCCGGGGAAACUGUACGCGCUCAUGAUCAGCGGGAUCGUGCCUCGCCCGAUCGCAUUCGUGUCCAGUAUAUCCGAAGACGGGGUAGAGAACCUCGCGCCGUUCAGCUGGUUCAACCAAGUGACGCACAACCCGCCGAUCAUCUCGGUCUCGUGCUCCGCGCGCCCGGAGGGAGGGCCCAAGGACACAGCGGGAAACAUCAAGGCCACGAAGAGCUUCACGGUGAAUAUCAUCAGCGAGCCGUUCAUCGAGAACGCGAACGUGUCGUGUAUCGACGCGCCCACGGAUAUCAACGAGUGGCCGUUGACGGGUCUUACUAAGGAACCGAGCACCCACGUCAAGCCAGCACGUGUUCAUGAGAGUGCAUUCAGUAUGGAAUGCGAGCUCUUCCAGGCGGUCGACAUCGUCCACCCUUCCAGCGGGAAGGUCACCGCGACGCUCAUCCUCGGGCUCGUGAAGUGCAUCCACGUGCGCAACGACGUGCUGAACGAGCGCGGCGUAGUCGACUACGCGAAACUCAAGCCCGUUGGGCGCCUCGGCGACAUCUCGUACGCGCGCGUUGGGGACGCGUUCCGCCUGCCGCGGCUCGCGUGGAAGCUCGAGGGCGAGAAGAUCCAGGAGUUCUUGAAGGGUGUGGAGACGCGGGACGCGGUGAGCUUGUGAGGUUCGUACGCGGGCUGCGAGGAUAUGUAUGAUAUUGUCCAUAGGGAAGAGAACACGGGAAGACGACAAUACAGUAAAGGGUAGGAAGAAAUAUUAAAAUUGUACCCGCGAAAGUGAGAAAGACGAUAGAAAGCUACGGCAUGUUUGGACCACAUAAGAAAGGGGGACAGACACGUUCCAAUAUAGGGGACAAGCACGUUCAAGAGCAGAGUAACAAGGCCAGAAGCGUUCUACGCGGCCCGAGGAAACGAGGAAACUAGACACAUUUGCUGGUGUUGAGAGGGCCGGGGCAUUUGUAGAUGGUACCCGAUCCACUUCAUCGCUUCAUCUUCACAAGUGUUAAAGCGACGUUGCAUGGUCGCCUUCUGAGACACUGCGGUACACUGAGGUUCGUGCCGACGCAUGUGACUCGUUCGUAACGUUGUAGUGCGACGAAGGCCUUGGUACCAUAGAUCGUUCUACACCAUGGACAGGAGCAAGUGGUUCGACCGUAAUGGAUGCCGGUCGCGCGAUCAGGACGGGCGUGGGUUGCUCGACUGGAACAAAAGUGGAAGGUGGUUCGGCCGGGAUACUAGACGUAGAUGUGAAGAGCGGGAACUGGGACUGAGAAUACUUCUGAUCCAGCGCGGAACUGUAGGACGCCCUGAUAUCUCUGAGACGGCCCAGUUUAGACUCGAGAGUGACCUUGG